Molecule: messenger RNA, 1014 nt
Organism: Scutellospora calospora
Lineage: Eukaryota; Fungi; Glomeromycota; Glomeromycetes; Diversisporales; Gigasporaceae
Source: the annotation of a GenBank genome assembly
AUGAGACGCCAACGUAUUAAUAGAGAAAGAAAGGUUCAUAAUAAUAAACAGUUUCCUUUAAGUUUAUUACAAACUUUCUUAUUUUUUGUAAUUGAUUGGAAUGAAUUUUGGAAAAAUUCUAUAACAAAAUAUUCACGUUAUAUUCAAGAUUGGAAGAAUGGUGAACAAAUUAAAAGAUAUUCUAACCCAUUUAUGUUAAUGAAACAAUAUAUGGCAUAUGAAAUCAAAAAUAAUAUCGAUCUUAAAAAUUUAAAUUCUAUUUUUAAACUUUUAGAACAUGAUAUUAAUAAUAUUUCAGAAAUUUUAGUUGGAAUUGAUGAUCUUAGGUUGAUUUUGGGAAAGUCAUCAUUUAACAAUCUUAAUUUAAUUAGGUCCAAAGGCGAAAAAUUUGAAAUUCGUCUUUCCGGCUGCUCAAACCAAGAAUUAAUUACAAUUACAGUAGAUAACCUAAAGACUCUUUUAAAUUGUAAAAUUGAUGGUAUUGAUAUUUCAAUUGUUGGCGGUCGUGCUUGGAUGGUAGCCAAACCGGUACAACGCAAAAAAUACUCUGGCUUAGAUUUAUCGCAUUAUAAUAAUGGCACUUCAGCUCAAACACCGUCAUUAACGAAUGACAUGACAAAUAGAAAUCUAUCUGAAAAUAACAAUAAUACUUAUAUAAUAAACAGGUCAAACGAAAUUAAUAACACCUUAUCUCCAAAAAUCUUGUUUGAAGGUGACAUUAACGAACGGACGCUUAACAUUGAAUAUGAUGAACAUACCGAAACCAUCGAAACCAUGAAGAUCAUUUCAUCGCAAGGAUAUGUCCCAGUUUGGAAAUCAUCGAAUGAUUUCGAACCUCUAACAUUCGAUAAAACUUCUAUUGGAGAGAAAUCAACGGAUGAUUUCGAACCUCUAACUUUUGUUGAAACCGAUGAAACCCCUAUUGGAGAAAAAUUAGAGGAUGAUUUCGAGCUUCCAACUUUCGAUGAAACCCCUAUCGGAGUGGACGAAUAUUUUAACAUUAACGAUGAUUAA